AUGUCCAAGAGUCCCUUCCAAGGUUUGGUGAAGGCCAAUCUGCCCGGCAUGGGCGGCAAGGGCCUGAAGACUGCGAUGUCACUCGCGGUUGUUGGUGUGGGCGCCUCAGCAGUCGCCUACAACUCCCUCUUCACAGUGGAGGGUGGUCAGAAGGCCAUCAUCUUCAGCCGCUUUAGCGGUGUUCUGCCCAAGGUGUACAAUGAAGGGCUGCACUUCAGGAUGCCCUGGCUUCACAUCCCGCACGUCUUCAACAUGGUGAACAUCACGCUGCGCGUGCUGACGAAGCCCAAGUGGGAGAAGCUGCCUGAGAUUUACAAGAAGCUCGGCACUGAUUACGAUCAGCGAGUUCUGCCUUCCAUCGUGAAUGAAGUCCUCAAGGGCGUCGUGGCCCGCUUCAACGCUGCGCAGCUUAUCACACAAAGAGAGCUGGUGAGCGGCAUGAUUCAGGACCGUCUUAGGGAGCGUGCUGCCGACUUCUUCAUCGAUCUCGAUGAUGUGUCGAUCACUCACCUCAGCUUCGGCCGCGAGUAUACCGCUGCCAUUGAGGCCAAGCAAGUCGCCCAGCAGGAGGCGGAGCGCGCCAAGUUCAUUGUGGAGAAGGCUCUGCAGGACAAGCGCAGUAUCGUCAUCAGGGCUGAGGGUGAUGCCGAGUCGGCGCGGAUGAUCAGUGAGGCCGUUCAGUCGAAUCCCUACUACCUCGAGCUCAAGACCAUCGAAGCCGCGCGAGACAUUGCUGGCUCCCUAGCCAACUCGCAGAACAAGGUGUACUUGAGCAGCGACAUGCUCAUGUUCAACCUUCUCAGCUCCAUCAGCGGAUCCAACACCGCUUCCAGCCUCGUGGGUUCCGUGCUGUCGGCCAAGGAUGCCACCAUCGCCAGGCAGUAG
Messenger RNA from Acanthamoeba castellanii str. Neff, 885 nucleotides. RefSeq names its product prohibitin 2, putative. Gene Ontology annotation, biological process: mitochondrion organization. Lineage: Eukaryota; Discosea; Longamoebia; Acanthamoebidae. Gene Ontology annotation, cellular component: mitochondrion; membrane. The coding region runs from base 1 to 885 and encodes 294 amino acids. The transcript has 7 exons. The record is from RefSeq and is a predicted model, not a curated record.